AUGUCUUUUAAUGGACAAGAAGUCCAAUCAUUUCCUAAUAAUCACACACCAUUUGAAUUUGAAAGUAAAGAUAUUGCUUCUUUAAGAACUUUAAUUAUUGAUAAUUAUGAUUCUUAUACUUUUAAUUUGUUACAACUUUGGGGCAAUGAAACAAAUAAUGAAAAUGUAGUUGUUAUUCGAAACGAUCAAUUUUCUUGGAACGAAUUUAAAGAGAAUGUCCUUCCAUAUUUUGAUAAUAUUAUAAUAUCACCUGGACCAGGUAGUCCAGUAACCCCUUCCGACUUUGGAAUAUGUACCAAAGUGUUGGAAGAAUUAGAUAUUCCUAUACUUGGUGUAUGUUUAGGACAUCAAGGAAUAGGUGCUACGUUUGGCGGUCAGUUAAAAAAUGCAAAAACGAUUAUGCAUGGAAGAUUAAGUUUAGUUUAUCAUGAAGAAACCUUUGAUUCCAUGUCUUUAUAUUAUGGAAUUCCCAAUCCAUUUUGGGCCGUUAGAUACCAUAGUUUGGUUGUUGAUAAUAAAGAUUUACCGUCUGAAUUAAUCAUUUCGGCCUGGUGUUCUGAUGAGAAUGGUUCAAAAACACCCCCUUUCAAGGAGUCUAGUACAAUUAUGGGUCUGAAUCAUAUUAGUAAACCUAUUUACGGUCUUCAAUUCCAUCCUGAGGCAUGA
Funneliformis geosporum is the source of this 666-nucleotide messenger RNA. Lineage: Eukaryota; Fungi; Glomeromycota; Glomeromycetes; Glomerales; Glomeraceae. The record is from the annotation of a GenBank genome assembly.